UUGACUGAAUGUGGUGGUACUUCUUCUAGUUUGUCUAGAAGUGCUGGAGUCAGUGUUAAUCUUCAAACAUCGGAUGAAAGUGCUAAACCCCCUGAAACGUCUAUUGAUACUGUUGAAUCUUCUUGUUCGUCUGCUGUGGUUGUGGUCCCUACAACUAAGUCCACUACUCCUAAUACAUCCGCAAGCACUCCGGCUUUUGAAAAUGUGUAUCAAUAUUCUAAACGUGGUGCAAAAUACGACCGUAUAACAGAUGCUAUUGCGUAUUUUAUUGCUGUUGAUAACAGGCCGUUUUAUGCGGUUGAAAGAAAAGACAUUUGGACAGAGACAUUGACUAACACUGGUUAUCUGGGACUUACGGUCCAUAUUUUGCAACAGAAUGUAUUACAAUCUAUGGCUAUUGGAGUUUUCGAAUUAGAAGAAAGUCAUACUGGCGAGUACAUUGGACAACAAUUGACAGGAAUAUUAAGAAGUUGGAAUAUAGAUACUGAAAAAGUUAUGGCUUUCGUUACAGAUUCUGGUGCAAAUAUGAUUAAAGCUAUAAGAGAGACGUUUGGGGCACACAAACAUAUUCCAUAUUUUGCUCACAUGAUAAAUAAAGUUUCUGAAGAGGCCAUAAGAAAAACUUCCGGACUGAAUGAUAUAAUAGAGCAUGUUAAGAUUAUAGUAAAAUAUAUAAAAAAGAGACAAGACAUGGCAUUGGAAUUAAAAAGAAAGGAAAUAGAAAAUAAAAUACCCGAUGGAAAAACUCUUAAGUGA
This is a messenger RNA of Parnassius apollo (apollo), 756 nucleotides long. Lineage: Eukaryota; Metazoa; Arthropoda; Insecta; Lepidoptera; Papilionidae. The record is from the annotation of a GenBank genome assembly.